CUCGUUAAUAGUAGUAGUUAGCUAAUACAUUCAAUGAUGCAAUAGCAGUAUUAUAAUAUUUUCAUUUUAGUAUACCUUUCCUCUUUUAGGGGCCUAAGCAGAUCUACCAUUUCAUACAAUAACCAAAAUAUAUUCCAAUCCAAGAAACAUCCGUCAAAAGCGUCAACGAUACUUUACACCAUCGCUUAACUUUCAAUUUUCACAUUGUUUAAGAAUGGUUAUGGUUAUGGGAGAUUAAACGUCUAAACCCCGCCUACUCACCUAAUAAUUUCUUCUUCUGCACCGCCAUGUUCCCACCUUACUUCUCUUGGAUCUGCAUCCUACCCAUCUUCUACAAUCUGGGCAAAACCAUUUCCGACGAUCUCGGAUCCAUGGAUAAAACCAUCAUCUUACUUGCUGGGCAGAGCAACAUGGCGGGCAGAGGAGGCGUAAUCAACGACAAAUGGGACGGUAUAAUCCCCUAUGAAACGGGUCAGACAACUUCAAUCCUUCGAUUAACCGCUAAACAUAUUUGGGUGGAAGCAACUGAUCCGCUACACCGUGACAUUGAUACUAACCAUACUUGUGGGGUUGGGCCAGGUAUGUCAAUGGCGCACCAAAUUGUGAGGAAAGUGCCUGGGAUUGGUACAGUUGGGUUAGUACCGUGUGCGGUGGGUGGGACGAAUAUUAGUCAGUGGUCUAAAGGGAGUCAUUUGUAUAAUCAAUUGGUGAGAAGGGCUAGAAUUUCAUUGCGUGAAGGUGGGAAUAUUCAGGCUUUGGUUUGGUAUCAAGGAGAAAGUGAUACGAUUUUAAAGCAAGAUGCUGAAGCUUAUAAACGCAGAUUGUUCAAGUUCUUCCUUGAUUUUCGAACUGAUCUUCAGUCUCCUAUGCUUCCGAUUAUUCAGGUAGCCAUAACGUCAGGGGAAGGGCAGUAUAUAGAAGAAGUCAGACAGGCUCAAAUGGGAAUUGAUCUUCUGAAUCUCGAGACAGUGGACGCCAAAGGGUUACCAUUGGAGCCUGAUAACCUGCAUCUUACCACGGCAGCACAAGCCGAACUAGGAGAGAAAUUGGGACAUGCCUUUUUGCAGUUCCUCCCUGGACAAGUACAGAGUAACGCUGGCAGUUUGAUUGUACAAAAUAAUGCAGCCUAUAUUUUACACACAAAUUGGUUUUACACUGCUCUUAUUGCUUUACUUUUCCUUUUUCUUAGAUUCCAUUAAAUUUUCUUACCCAAGAAACAAUAUUGAAUAUCCUUUUUACUAAAUAUACAAGUAAUUGUUUUA
Amaranthus tricolor (Joseph's coat) is the source of this 1262-nucleotide messenger RNA. RefSeq names its product probable carbohydrate esterase At4g34215. The coding region runs from base 288 to 1199 and encodes 303 amino acids. The transcript is spliced from 2 exons. Lineage: Eukaryota; Viridiplantae; Streptophyta; Magnoliopsida; Caryophyllales; Amaranthaceae. The record is from RefSeq and is a predicted model, not a curated record.